GAGACAGGUAUUUGUCAUAAGGAGCUCAAACGAGCCUCAGAGAGGAGUGCCGCUGAUGUUAUAACCCGAAAUAGCUGUCUCUGCUCGCUUACACGCCCCUGAGCUGCGAGCGCUUCUCGGGCGUGAAGCUGUACAGACAGCAGGAGUCGCCCGGAGCUGGAGCAGCGACAUGGAGGGGUCUGGAGCUGAGCAGGAGCGCGAGGAGAACACGCCCUGCGCACACCCACACGAGCCCAGUGCGGAGAGCAUGGCGUCUCUGUGCUUGAGUCAGCAGCGUUGUGUGAAGGCCUCGAUCGCAUCGCAGUGGCAGCUGGUCGAGGCACAGGACCAGCUCUGCGGUUUGGAGCUCCACAGCUCAGAGUCUGUGGAGCAGGAGCGCGCCCGAGCCCUGGCCUCCUCCGCGGAGCUCUCUCAGACCGAGCAGGAGUGGAGGCAUAAAGAGAGGAUGCUGGGACGGAGCCCCACUCUGUGCCCUGAGGCCAGCCGUGAUGUGUUUGACAAGAGUAUAAUAAACAGUUCACAGUCUUGGCCUAAUGAAUCCGAUCAUGAUAAGAACAUAAGCUUCAUCCAGCGUAAUGAAGAACUCUUGAAAUAUUUUGGUAUGUUGAGGAGGUGGGAUGAUAGUCAGCGCUUUCUAGCAGAGUACCACCAUCUCAUCUGUGAAGAAACGGCCAAUUACCUGAUCAUGUGGUGCUUCCAUCUGCAGGCAGUGCAAAAAGAGGCCUUAAUGGAGCAGGUGGCUCAUCAGGCAGUCGUCAUGCAGUUUAUUCUGGAAAUGGCCCGCAACUCUCAGCAAGACCCACGAGGCUGUUUCCGUCAGUUCUUUCAGAAAGCCAAAGCAGGGCAGGAGGGAUACUUGGACGUCUUCCACACAGAACUCAACGCCUUUAAGCAGAGAGUUAAAGUGUAUACCAUGAAAUCAAAAGGAGAAACCCCAAAGGAUCCAGUGCACCAAAACACACCAUACUUUUCACCACAGAGAGUGGCAGAAUACCACGUCAAGCGUUGCUUGGAGGCAGGACUUUGGACGAAUACACCACGAGCCUCCAAAGAAGAGAGUUCAGAAACAGACGAGUGGAGAAUGAUGGAGAGCUAG
This is a messenger RNA of Sinocyclocheilus grahami, 1096 nucleotides long. Its product is annotated as hsp90 co-chaperone Cdc37-like 1. Gene Ontology annotation, molecular function: protein-folding chaperone binding; heat shock protein binding. Gene Ontology annotation, biological process: protein folding; protein stabilization. The transcript has 8 exons. NCBI's taxonomy places the organism in Eukaryota, Metazoa, Chordata, Actinopteri, Cypriniformes, Cyprinidae. The coding region runs from base 170 to 1096 and encodes 308 amino acids. The record is from RefSeq and is a predicted model, not a curated record. Gene Ontology annotation, cellular component: cytoplasm.